Messenger RNA from Sinocyclocheilus anshuiensis, 1094 nucleotides. Its product is annotated as ER lumen protein-retaining receptor 3. Bases 329 to 976 code for a protein of 215 amino acids. The record is from RefSeq and is a predicted model, not a curated record. NCBI's taxonomy places the organism in Eukaryota, Metazoa, Chordata, Actinopteri, Cypriniformes, Cyprinidae. Gene Ontology annotation, molecular function: ER lumen protein retrieval receptor activity. The transcript has 5 exons. Gene Ontology annotation, biological process: protein retention in ER lumen. Gene Ontology annotation, cellular component: membrane.
UUAGAUGCGCGCGCCGCAGGUGCUGUGACGCGGCGAGGAAACCCGGAUCCUGGUCGAGCGGACCGUCAGCCACGUCACCAAUCAGCGGCGCGAGCGCAGCGCACAGUCCAGCGUAGAGUUGCAGUAAAGUAUCACGGAUUCUAUUUGGUACGUCUAUUAAAUUAAUACGAGAUUCAUGCUUGAAAGACCGGAUGACGCGCACGCGCUGAGCAGCAGAAAGAAAGAGUUUUUUAAAAUGUAUUUAUCAUUAUUAUUUCUGCAGGACGAACAUCUGAUCUGAGAACAGCUUCAAGCUCUUUAAAUCCAGCGCUGAUUACUGAUCGAUAACAUGAAUAUCUUCCGACUGUCUGGAGAUGUUUGUCAUCUGGUCGCCAUCAUUAUUCUGUUCCUGAAGAUCUGGAGAUCCAAAUCAUGCGCAGGUAUUUCUGGGAAGUCUCAGGUGCUGUUCGCACUGGUCUUCACCACCAGAUAUCUGGACCUGUUCACAUCCUUCAUCUCCGUCUACAACACCAUCAUGAAGGUGGUGUAUCUGGUCCUGGCGUACGCCACCGUCAGCCUCAUCUUCUUCCGCUUCAGGAACUCAUACGACUCUGAGAGCGACUCGUUCCGCGUGGAGCUCCUGCUGGUGCCGGUGGCCGGUCUGUCGUUCCUGGAGAACUACGCCUUCACGCCGCUGGAGAUACUGUGGACGUUCUCCAUCUAUCUGGAGUCGGUGGCCAUCCUGCCACAGCUCUUCAUGAUCACGAAGACGGGCGAGGCUGAGUCCAUCACCACACACUACCUGUUCUUCCUGGGCCUGUACCGUGUGCUGUACCUCGCUAACUGGGUGUGGCGCUAUCACGUGGAGGGAUUCUUCGACCAGAUCGCCGUGGUGUCCGGCGUCGUCCAGACCAUCUUCUACUGCGAUUUCUUCUAUCUGUACUUCACCAGAGUGCUGAGAGGAAGUGGAAAGAUGAGUUUGCCAAUGCCGGUGUGAGUUGUUGGAUUAGGCCACACCCAGUCGUGACAUCAUCACCGGCCGCUGCUGUAGUUCUUGUGUUUGAGCUGCAUGUGUGGCUGGUGUAAUCGUGCCUUACAGUGAUCAGAUCUGCUGG